GAAAGUGCAUUUAUAAAGAGUGGCGCUCUGUGACCUUUUUUACUACCUAUAUUUCUGCAGCAAUUUCAGUUUCUUUCUUUCUUUUAAGCAUAUAGAAAAAAAAAAGCAUAGAAUAGAUAGAGAUGGCAAAGGAAAAGAAAGAAAAGAAAGAAAAGAAGGAGAAGAGGAAGGCCUCUGAAGAGUCUGUUGAGCCAGUUUCUGGAGAAAAGCAAAAACAAAACGAUGAUUCAUUCAAUGUGCUGACUGAAAUGACAGCAGUGGCCUUGGAUAAUGGAAACGAACCAGCUGAAAAGAAAAAGAAGAGCAAAAAGACAAUGACAGAAGAAGAAAAGGAAGAACAACGUAGGAUUAACAGAGAAAGCAGAGAAAAGAAAAAGUUGAAAAAGGAGCUCAACAAGAAGCGCAAGAGAGGUGAAUUAGUUGAAGAAGAAGAAGAAAAAGAAGCUGUCAAGGUAGAUGAUGACCAAAAUGAUACAACUAUAGAAGAAGAGAGAAAGAUCAAAAAGCCCAAGAUAGAGAAAAAAGAAAAGGAACCAGAAUAUGGUGUUUGGGUCGGUAAUCUUGCUUUCAGUACAACAACAGAUACCAUCAAGGACUUUUUCAAAGAUUGCGGAAAAGUAAAGCGUAUGAGAUGUCCUAAAGGAAAUGGGGUCAAGAAUAACAAUAAAGGUUUUGCCUAUGUUUUCUUUUCUACAUCUGAAGAACAAGCAAAGGCUAUUGCCAAGUCAGAACAGGAAUUAGAAGGUCGUGCUCUGUUGAUCAAGGCUGAAGAUAACUUUGAGCGAGCAGAUGGAAUAAAACCACCCACAGAAAAAGAAAAGAAGGAGAUCAAGAAACAAAAGAAUCCUCCUUGUCCAACCCUUUUCUUGGGUAACUUGAGUUUUGAAGCAACAGAACAAUCAAUUCGUGAAGCAUUCGAAUGGGCAGGAGAUAUUCGUAAGGUGCGAGUAGCUACCUUUGAAGACUCUGGAAAGUGUAAAGGAUUUGCAUAUGUGGACUAUUUUACAGUAGAAUCUGCUACAAAGGCUAUCCGUGCCCCAGAUAAGCAUGUCUUGGGCGGCCGUAAGUGUCGUGUAGAAUUUGCUAGCGAAGAAGCUCAUAUGAGAUCAAAGCCUUGGUUAUUGCGACAACAGAAGCGUGGCCCCUCAAAUAAAGAACAAACGAACGAACCAUCUGAGCCAACUAUGCGACCAAGGAAGACAGACAGAGAAGAAAGAGCAGAAAGAAUAGAGAGAAAAGAAAGCCAACCAGAAAAGAAGCUCAAGAAUGAACGUGUGAAGCCAGGAGAGGCUUUAUAUUCUGCUCAAAGACAAAAGCCAACUGUCCAAGAGUUCAAGGGUAAAAAGACUGUAUUUGAAUAAAAUACAAUGUUUGCCACAGUCUGUGUAUUUUUUUCUUCUUUUUUCUAUAUAAUAAAAAAUGUCUGGCAGAAGAGAUAACGUCAUCUUGGAUACUUCUAUGGGUUCAAUUCACAUUGAACUCUACUGGGAUCAUGCACCA
Rhizopus microsporus ATCC 52813 is the source of this 1500-nucleotide messenger RNA. Its product is annotated as RNA-binding domain-containing protein. The transcript is spliced from 4 exons. The record is from RefSeq and is a predicted model, not a curated record. The coding region runs from base 123 to 1361 and encodes 412 amino acids. Gene Ontology annotation, molecular function: RNA binding. NCBI's taxonomy places the organism in Eukaryota, Fungi, Mucoromycota, Mucoromycetes, Mucorales, Rhizopodaceae.